Messenger RNA from Arthroderma uncinatum, 1350 nucleotides. RefSeq names its product tetratricopeptide repeat domain-containing protein. The record is from RefSeq and is a predicted model, not a curated record. Gene Ontology annotation, biological process: DNA replication-dependent chromatin assembly; CENP-A containing chromatin assembly. Gene Ontology annotation, molecular function: histone binding. Lineage: Eukaryota; Fungi; Ascomycota; Eurotiomycetes; Onygenales; Arthrodermataceae. The transcript has 2 exons. Gene Ontology annotation, cellular component: nucleoplasm. The coding region runs from base 1 to 1350 and encodes 449 amino acids.
AUGGGUGACGAAAUGCAACCCAAGGCCGAAACGACAGCAAUGGACAGUGAAGCUACGGGGACAGACCAGAAGAGCCAACUAGCUCAACUCAUCAAGCUCGCGUCUGCCAACGAGGCGACGAAGGACUAUGGCAAAGCCGUAGACCUCUAUUCCCAGGCGGCCGAGCUUCAGGCCGAGAUAAAUGGCGACAUGGCACCUGAGAACGCAGAUAUACUAUAUUCCUACGGGAAGUGUUUGUACCAUGUUGGCGUGAGCAAGAGCGACGUGUUGGGCGCGAAGAUGCCCCAGGCUACGACUGAGCCGGCCGGAGGAUCGAGCAGCAAGACGGGGAAGACUUCUACAGAGGAAGAAGGGUUGUCUUCGAGCAUUAUCAAAGAUGCGCUUGCUAAGCGAAUGGAGGAGGGGGGUGAAGGUGAAGGACUGGGAGGACCGUCAGCUGGCCAGAGCAAGACUGGUGCAACACCUCUUUUCCAGUUUAUCGGGGAUGAGAACCUGGAGGCUUCGGAUGACGAAGAGGACGACGACGAAGACGAAGGGGGUAAAGGUGGAGAGGAAGAGGAAGAAGAUGACGACUUUGCGAAUGCGUUUGAGAUCCUGGAUCUGAGUCGUGUGCUGUAUGAACGGCAGCGGAGUGAACUGGAACAAGACAAGGAGAAGAACGAGGAGAAGCUACGACAGGUGAAGGAACGGCUGGCCGACACAUACGACCUCCAGGCCGAGAUAUCACUAGAAGGCGAGAGAUUCCCGGACGCAGCCACCGAUCUUCAGUCGUCACUACGGAUAAAGGAAGAGCUAUAUUCGCUAGAAGAUCCUAUCAUUGCUGAGUGCUAUUAUAAACUGUCACUCGCCAUGGAGUUCUCUUCGGUCAUGAAGAAAGAAGGGGAAGAGGACGACCAAGCGAAUGAUGCAGAGCCGCAAUACGACCCAGCUGCCCGAGAGCGAGCUGCAGGAUACAUGGAAAUGGCGAUCAAGAGCUGCAAGGGACGAAUUGCAAAGGAAGAAGCCCGAAUUGAGAGUAUUGGUGCAGAAGAUGCGGAGGCAGUGUCAAAGAUAAAACGGAACAUGGAGGACGUCAAGGAAAUUGUAUCAGACAUGGAACAGCGGCUCGUCGACCUUCGUCGGCCGCCGGUGUCUAUCCCCAACGCGGAACGGACCAAGGAGGAGCAAGCAGCCGCCCAGUCGAUCAAGCUGGAGGAACUCACCAAGGUCGCAAAUGACCUGAGCGGACUCGUGAAGAAGAAGAAGCCAGCCCCAGCUCCAGCUUCAUCAAGUGAGCCAGAGGGCAAAGGGAAGCGGCCGCUGGAGCCAGAGGAGGAGACGAACCCUAAGAAACUAAAGGGGGAGAGUUGA